AUGGCCAUGCGCUUCCUCACCACCGCCGGCGUGCUGCUCUCGCCUCUCCUCGCGGCCGCCUCUCCCUCACCAAAGCGAGGUCUCAUCUUCAUCCCCAACUCGACGACGCUGCAAGACAACUCCAUCUGGGUGCAGACGGGCUCAGACUUGACGUGGUACUACAACUAUGGCAACCUUCCCAGCUCCGACUACGUCCACAUCCCGCAGUCCAAGUUCGAGUUUGUGCCCAUGAUGUGGGGAGUUGGACCGAACCCGACGCAGGACUUUGCCUUUAGGGACAGCGUUAUCAAUCUUAUCAAUAGUGGUACCAAUAUUACCCAUGUCAUGAGCUUUAACGAGCCUGAUGCUCCGGCUGCUUGGGGUGGCAGCGAUGUGGCCCCGGUCAACGCUGCGAAGGCUUGGAUCGCGAACUUCGUUCCUCUACAACAGCGUAAUAUCAAGAUUGGAGCUCCUGCCUGUACUGGGUCUCCUUCAGGACUAGUUUGGCUUCAACAGUUCUUUGGAAACUGUACUCAGCUCCUUGGGAGGAGCUGCCCGUAUGAUUUCGUGUCGUUGCACUGGUAUGACAACUUUGAGGGGCUGGCGAGCCACAUUGGCGAAUACUCCGCAGCAUUCCCCGGCAAGAAGCUCUGGGUGACCGAGUACGCCUACGCCAACCAGCCGCUGGCCGCGACGCAGCAGUUCUUCAACACCAGCGCCAACUACAUGGACGGGCUCAGCAACCUGGAGCGGUACAGCUACUUUGGCGCGUUCCGGUCCAAUGUUAGCAAUGUCGGGCCCAAUGCGACGUUUCUGAACAAUGCGGGACGGCUGACGGACAUUGGAUCGCUGUAUCUUGGCGGUGGCCUGACGGGAGUGCUUCCUACGUCAAACUCGUAG
Messenger RNA from Trichoderma virens Gv29-8, 879 nucleotides. RefSeq lists its product as uncharacterized. Gene Ontology annotation, cellular component: fungal-type cell wall. The coding region runs from base 1 to 879 and encodes 292 amino acids. The transcript is spliced from 2 exons. The record is from RefSeq and is a predicted model, not a curated record. Lineage: Eukaryota; Fungi; Ascomycota; Sordariomycetes; Hypocreales; Hypocreaceae. Gene Ontology annotation, biological process: fungal-type cell wall polysaccharide metabolic process.